GCUAGGCGUCCUACAGUCCAGUAGCUGCUUCUCCAACCGCCAGUAAACACUGGAGAAGAAAAAACCGCUGCUCGUCUGAGCCGCUUUAGCCCCUCGAGUUAUAAAAAUACGUUAUUGUGUCUGGCUCUGAGGAUUUAAAACCCUGAGCUGUGUGAGGACAUGAAAACCGAGACAUCCAUGGAUGGAGAGACCUCAGAAGCCUGUGUGAAGAAAGAGGAGACCCUGGAGCUGAAUAUCUACAACUAUGGAGACGAUCUCGACAACCCACCUGAAGGUCUCUCUGUUAAAGUGGAAGAUCCUGACGAUAAAGACCAUCUCUACUGUGAAGUUUGCAAAUCCUUCUUCCUUAACAAAUGCGAGGUUCAUGGACCACCUCUCUUCAUCCCUGAUACUCCUGUUCCCAUGGGAGUCCCUGACCGAGCCAGACAAACACUUCCUCCUGGGCUAGAAAUCCAGAAGUCCAGUAUUCCUGAUGCAGGCCUGGGAGUAUUUAAUAAGGGGGAGACUGUUCCAGUAGGUGCGCACUUCGGCCCCUGCCAGGGAGAGCUGGUGAACCGAGAGGAAGCCAAGAACAGUGGAGACUCCUUGGUUGUAUACAGGAGCAUGCAGUGUGAAGAAUACAUUGAUGCCAAAAGAGAGACGCAUGUGAAUUGGAUGAGGUAUGUGAACUGUGCCCGUAAUGAAGAAGAACAGAAUCUUGUGGCAUUUGAGUAUCAAGGGGGAAUUCUGUAUCGUUGCUGUCGAUCCAUUAACCCAGGACAGGAGCUCUUGGUGUGGUAUGAAGAGGAGUACACCAAAGAACUCAGUCCUGCACCUACAGGAACAACCAGACAGCAAGAAGUAAAGAACACUCUGCUGCAAGUCUUUUCAUGCUCCACACGCCCUCGUUCCGAUGCAUCUCAAAUUUACCUCGACAAGCAUAUCCAGAGAUGCCACUAUGAAGAGUACGUGAGACUGCGAGAAUCAGGAGAGAUUAAAUGUAAGCUUCAGAUCCCCUCCAAAUGCUCCAGUCGUCAACCAACAUCAAGUGAUGAUAUCCAUUCUGAUACUUCCCAUAAUGAUAUACAGAAGGAAAUUCACCACUGCUCAGAUUGUGGAAAGAGUUUUAGUUAUCAGAAUACACUCAAGACACACCAGUGCAUUCACAGAGGAGGAGAUCCACAUCACUGCUCACAGCAUGGUAGGAAUUUUACUUACCAGAGUGCUCUCAAAACACAACAGCGCGUUCACACAGGAGAGAAGCCGUAUCAUUGCUCACAGUGUGGGAAGAAUUUUACUCGUCAGAGUGAUCUCCAACGACACCAGCGCAUUCACACAGGAGAGAAGCCGUAUCACUGCUCACAGUGUGGGAAGAGUUUUACUCGUCAGAGCCAUCUCCAACGACACCAGCGCAUUCACACAGGAGAGAAGCCGUAUCACUGCUCACAGUGUGGGAAAAGUUUUACUAGUCAGAGUAAUCUCCAACACCACCAGCGCAUUCACACAGGAGAGAAGCCGUAUCACUGCUCACAGUGUGGGAAGACUUUUACUGAACGGAGUGAUCUCCACCGACACCAGCGCAUUCACACAGGAGAGAAGCCACAUCACUGCUCACAGUGUGGAAAGAGUUUUACUUGUCUGAGUCAUCUCCAACAACACCAGCGCAUUCACACAGGAGAGAAGCCGCAUCACUGCUCACAGUGUGGAAAGAGUUUUACUCAUCAGAGUAAUCUCCAAAUACACCAGCGCAUUCACACAGGAGAGAAGCCGCAUCACUGCUCACAGUGUGGAAAGAGUUUUACUCAUCCGAGUAAUCUCCAAACACACCAGCGCAUUCACACAGGAGAGAAGCCGCAUCACUGCUCACAGUGUGGGAAGAGUUUUAUUCGUCAGAGUCAUCUCCAACAACACCAGCGCAUUCACACAGGAGAGAAGCCAUAUCACUGCUCACAGUGUGGGAAGAGUUUUACUAGUCAGAGUCAUCUCCAAAGACACCAGCGCAUUCACACAGGAGAGAAGCCGCAUCACUGCUCACAGUGUGGGAAGAGUUUUAUUCGUCAGAGUCAUCUCCAACUACACCAGCGCAUUCACACAGGAGAGAAGCCGUUUCACUGCUCACAGUGUGGGAAGAGUUUUACCAGUCAGAGUGAUCUCCAACGACACCAGCGCAUUCACACAGGAGAGAAGCCGUAUCACUGCUCACAGUGUGGGAAGACUUUUACUCAGCAGAGUGCUCUCCAAACACACCAGCGCAUUCACACAGGAGAGAAGCCAUAUCUCUGCUCACAGUGUGGAAAGAGUUUUAUUCAUCAGAGUCCUCUCCAACUACACCAGUGCAUUCACACAGGAGAGAAGCCGCAUCACUGCUCACAGUGUGGGAAGAGUUUUACUUAUUCAGUUCCAUUUAAAACCCACAAGUGCAAUAACUCCGAGACAUUGCAUGAUUUAAAGUUGUCAAAUUAAAUAUGUAUUUUAGGGCCCGAGCACCGUAUGGUGCGAAGACCCUAUUGUUUCUGAAGGAAAACAGUAGGGUCAAGCACAGUUCGGUGUGGGACCCUAUUGUUUUUCGAAGGAUUAUUAUUUUUUUCUGUCGUGUUUGGCCUUAUUUGAGGCAUUUCCCAUGCACAAAAACUCAUGAAAUUUGAUACACACAUGAGCCAUUGUAACCGCUUCUCAGCCACAGACGUUUGGCCCCGGGCGUGGCCCAGGGACGUCAUGGAGUCCUUGAAUUGGCAUAUAGUUUCAGCUACGCAUACCAAAUUUGGUACGCAUGUAGUUCGUCCCAAGACGAACAACUUUUGUAUAUACAUUGCAUUAGCCACGCCCAACAGGAAGUGAGGUAAUUGGGCUUAUGUGCGUUUGGACACAUGGUCAUUUUUAACGUACUCCUCUGAGACGGUUCAUCAGAUUCAUGUCAAACUUGGCAAACAUGAUGCCAAGAUAUUGCUGAUGUUGAAUUGCGAAGGGGUUUUUGAUAUAUUGUAAUAUGUUGAAAUGGCAACAUUAUGAAUUUUAAUACUCGCCACAUAAACAGGAAAUGUGUCAUGAAGUCAUAAUACAUUUAAUGAUUUGGCUGAAACCUUUCAGGUUAUUAGAGAAUGUGAUUAUGAUGACAUCUCAAUGGCCAAUAUGCCUGUCUGGUAGAUCGCCACCAACUGGCCAAGGAAAGAAUCGGGUUUUGAAUAUGUGUGUUUUGACGCAUGAUUAAUUUUAACAUGCUCCUCCUAGACGGUACAUGAGAUUCAUGUGAAAUUUGUGAUGCCAAGAUGUUGCUGAUAUUAAAUUGCGAAGGGAUUUUUGAUAUCUUGUAAUAUGUUGACAUGGCCUUAUGAUUUUAAUAUCUUGCCACACAAACAGGAAACGUGUCAGAAAGCCAGACACUUUUUACUUCAAUAGAUAUUAUGAUUAUUCUGAUAACCUGAUGCCCAAUGGGCCUGCCUGUUAUAGUGCCACCACCUGGCCAAGCAGGAAAUGUGCCAGAAAUUGGCAAUGCCUUAACUGAUUGAUCUAACACUUUACAAAAUAUUGUGUAUUAUGCUUGUGACGAUAUUCACAUGUGUAAUUCAGAUGCCUAGCACAGCACCACCAUCUGGCCGAGCAGGAAAUGGGGAAAAAUGUUCAAUUCAUUGAUGGAUUGAUCUGAAACUUUACAAAAUAUUGGAUAUCGUGAUUCUGAUGAUAUUGACAUGUCUAAUUCACAUGCCUAGCACAGUAUCACCAUCUGGCCAAGCAGGAAAUGUGCCAAAAAUUUUCAAUGCUUUGAUGGAUUGGUCUAUGACAUGCCUAGACGCCCAAUAUGCCUGUCUGGUAUAGCGCCACCAACAGGCCAAGGAAAGAAUAGGGUUUUGAAUGUGUGUUUUGACACAUGAUGAAUUUUAACAUACUCCUCCUAGAUGGUUCAUGUGAUUCAUGUGAAAUUUAUACGUGAUGCCAAGAUGUCACUGAUAUUAAAUUGCGAAGGGAUUUUUGAUAUGUUGAAAUGGCCUUAUGAGUUUAAUAUCCUGCCACAUCAACAGGAAAUGUGUCAGAAAGCCACAGUGCAUUGACUGUAUGGUCGGACACUUCUUACUUCAAUAGAUAUUAUGAUAACCUGAUGCCCAAUGGGCCUGCCUGUUAUAGCGCCACCACCUGGCCAAGCAGGAAAUGUGCCAGAAAUUGGCAAUGCCUUAACUGACUGAUCUGACACUUUCCAAAAUAUUGUGUAUUAUGCUUGUGAUAGGCGGCACGGUGGUGUAGUGGUUAGCGCUGUCACCUCACAGCAAGAAGGUCCUGGGUUCGAGCCCUGGGGCCGGCGAGGGCCUUUCUGUGCGGAGUUUGCAUGUUCUCCCCGUGUCCGUGUGGGUUUCCUCCGGGUGCUCCGGUUUCCCCCACAGUCCAAAGACAUGCAGGUUAGGUUAACUGGUGACUCUAAAU
Messenger RNA from Neoarius graeffei (lesser salmon catfish), 4392 nucleotides. Its product is annotated as zinc finger protein 345-like. The coding region runs from base 160 to 2442 and encodes 760 amino acids. Gene Ontology annotation, biological process: regulation of transcription by RNA polymerase II. The transcript has 6 exons. The record is from RefSeq and is a predicted model, not a curated record. Gene Ontology annotation, molecular function: DNA-binding transcription factor activity; histone methyltransferase activity; protein binding. NCBI's taxonomy places the organism in Eukaryota, Metazoa, Chordata, Actinopteri, Siluriformes, Ariidae.